AUCAUAUCAUUUGGCGGGACACUUUCAGCAGAGCGCAUCUCUCUCUCUCUCUCUCUCUGGUCUAGGGCACUGUAAUUCCCAACUUCCGCGAUCGGAGCUCCUCCUUCUCUGCAACCAAAUCCAUGGAGGAAGCUGAAACCUCUACUCGCCGUUCCAAGAGGACGAGGGCUCAGACACAGGCCGCCGCCGCCGCCGCCGCCGUCACGGGAGCGGAGAAUCGCGAGAAAGCUGUCGACGAGGCCGGUCGCAGUCCCGAGAGGGAGGAAUCUCCCGGCGACUUUCAAGAGCUCCAUCCUCAGCCCAAGCGGAACCGGACUGCGGAACCCGCCGACCCGAAAGCUAACCAGAGCUUAAUUGAGGUUAUCAAAGGCAAUGGCAGACAUAUACCUCAAGUGGUUAAGCUUUGGGUUGAGAGAUAUGAAAAGAAUCCUAAACCUGCAAUGGUUGAAAUUCUAACCAUGUUAUUUGAGGCUUGUGGUGCUCAAUACUAUCUUAAGGAAGAGUUUCUUGAUGAGACUGAUGUGGAUGAUGUGGUGGUUGCUCUUGUCUCUCUAGCUAAGCAGGGGGAAGUUGAAGAUUACCAAAACUCAAAAAGAAAGGAGUUUAAAAACUUCCAAGAUAAUUUGCUCACCUUUUGGAACAAUCUGGUUAGCGAGUGUCAAAAUGGCCCUCUGUUUGAUCAAGUCUUGUUUGACAAGUGCAUGGACUAUAUCAUUGCCCUGUCAUGCACUCCUCCACGAGUUUACCGUCAAGUUGCCUCCUUGAUGGGCCUCCAACUUGUGACAUCCUUUAUUACUGUUGCCAAAGCACUUGGUGCACAAAGAGAAACUACUCAGAGGCAGUUAAAUGCUGAAAAGAAGAAACGAACUGACGGUCCUCGUUUGGAGUCACUGAAUAAAAGAUUAUCAGCAACUCACGAAAAGAUAACAAUGAUAGAGGAGAUGAUGCGCAAAAUUUUCACUGGCUUAUUUGUGCACCGCUAUCGAGACAUUGAUCCCAAUAUUCGGAUGUCAUGCAUAGAAUCGCUCGGUGUAUGGAUUUUGUUGUAUCCAUCACUGUUCUUACAGGAUUUGUAUUUGAAGUAUCUUGGAUGGACUCUGAAUGAUAAGAAUGCCGGGGUCAGGAAAGCAUCUGUAAUUGCUUUGCAAAAUCUGUAUGAGGUGGAUGAUAACGUGCCAACUCUGGGCUUAUUUACUGAAAGAUUUUCCAAUCGGAUGAUUGAGCUUGCUGAUGACAUUGACGUAUCUGUGGCUGUAUGUGGCAUAGGACUUCUGAAACAGUUGUUAAGGCAUCAGUUGUUGCCCGACGAUGACUUGGGUCCUUUGUAUGAUCUGCUCAUUGAUGAACCGCCAGAAAUCAGACAUGCAAUAGGAGCAUUAGUUUAUGAUCACCUUAUUGCUCAAAAAUUUAAUUCCCAAUCAGGAUCCAAAGGCAGUGACGACACAUCUGAGGUCCAUCUUGGCAGAAUGUUACAAAUACUGAGGGAGUUUUCAACUGAUCCAAUUCUAAUUAUCUAUGUCAUCGACGAUGUCUGGGAGUACAUGAAAGCCAUGAAGGACUGGAAGUGUAUCAUCUCCAUGCUGCUGGAUGAGAAUCCAGUGAUUGAGCUAAGUGAUGAGGAUGGGACGAACCUAGUGCGGCUUCUUUCUGCUUCUGUUAAGAAAGCUGUGGGGGAGAGGAUUGUUCCAGCUACUGACAAUCGGAAGCAAUAUUACAAUAAAGCACAUAAGGAAUCAUUUGAAAACAACCGAAGGGACAUAACCGUUGCUAUGAUGAAGAGCUAUCCCCAGCUCCUGCGGAAGUUUAUGGCUGACAAGGCAAAAAUACCAUCUCUUAUUGAAAUUAUAGUUCACAUGAAACUGGAGCUCUAUUCUUUGAAGAGACAGGAGCAGAGCUUCAAAUCCAUUCUUAAACUUGUUAAAGAGGCUUUUUUCAAGCAUGGUGAGAAGGAUGCAUUGAGGUCUUGUGUCAAGGCAAUGAAUUACUGCUCUGCUGAAAGUCAAGGGGAGCUGCAAGAUUUUGCACGUAAUCAGUUAAAAGAACUAGAAGAUGAACUUAUUGCAAAGGUCAAAUCUGCAAUAAAAGAAGUAGAGGAUGGUGAUGACGAGUACUCUCUUUUGGUAAACUUGAAAAGGCUUUAUGAGCUUCAGCUAUCGAGGGCUGUAUCUGUUGGAAGCCUAUAUGAAGAUUUUGUGAGGAUCCUUAGGAGUCUCAGAAGUAGUAAUGCUGAGGUUGUCAGUCUUUUGCUUCUGAACAUGUAUUUGCAUAUGGCAUGGUCUCUACAUUCGAUCGUGAGUAGUGAAACUGUGUCUAGAGAUUCGGUGACCUCUCUGUUACGCACGCGUAAUGUCUUGUUUGAGCAGCUGGAAUACUUCUUGAACACUCCAUCGGCAGAUGGGGAGGUAGGCAAACUAGGAAAUCAGCUGGCUUGCCGAGUAUGCACCAUACUUGCAGAAUCAUGGUUCCUCUUCAGGAAGACCAAUUUUUCUUCAACAAACUUGGAAAAUUUAGGAUACUCUCCAGAUGCUUCCCUUUGUCAGAAGUUUUGGAAACUUUGUGAACAGCAGCUUGACAUUACAGAUGAGACAGAAGAUGAAGAUGUGGAUAAUGAAUAUGUGGAGGAGACAAAUAGAGAUGCAGUCAUAAUUGCUGCAGCAAAAUUGGUAGCAAGUGAUACAGUGUCCAAGGAUGAUCUUGGUUCAGAUAUAAUUUCUCAUUAUGUCAUGCACGGGACGGGUGUAGCCGAAAUUAUCAAACAUCUGAUAACUGUUUUGAGGAAAAAAGAUGAUGAUCUCUCUACAACAUUCCUUGAGGCACUGAAAAAGGCUUUUCAGCGGCAUAUGCGGGAACUUUCCAGAGGUAGUGAUGAAUCAGUCACGGGGAAGUCUUUGCAAGAAUGUAGGGAUCUUGCUGUUCGGCUUUCUAGUAUGUUUGUUGGUGCAGCGAGGAACAAGCACAGACCGGAAAUAUUAAAAAUUGUCAAGGAUGGUAUUGAAUAUGCAUUUCUGGAUGCUCCCAAGUAUCUGUCUUUCUUGGAGUAUUCUGUGCUCCACUUCGUAUCUAAACUUCCUGCACCUGAUAUCAUGGAUGUUAUUAAGGAUGUACAGAAUAGGACUGAGGGUGUGAACACGGAAGAAAAUCCCAGUGGAUGGCGGCCAUAUCACAUUUUCCUUGAGAUCCUACAUGAGAAGUAUGCAAAGAAUGAAGGCCUUCCAGAGGAGAAGGAAGGGGUCUCUGCGAGGCGCCGAGGUCGUCCUCGUAAGCAGCGUAAUGUACAGGGUAAGAGGCUGUUUGAUGGGCACAGUUCAGGUGAGGAAGAGGAUUCAAUUGGUUCGUCUGAUCAAGAAGAUGGUCGAGACGAAAAGCAGGACGAAGAUGAAGAUGACGAGGCUCCUCUGAUAAAUGCAAUAAGGUCAUCCUCCAAGCUGAGGUCAUUAAGGGUUUCAAGAGACGAUAGCAGAAGCCAGAGUAGGCUGCGAAAUUCCAGUAGGGUUCCAGAUGAGUCAACAGCAUCUAGAGUAUAAGGAGCCUCCAACUAAAUUAACAGUUGCCACAAGUGCACAUCCGAUGGUCCAGAUGGAUGUACUCACUUUUGGAGUUGGAUGCUGGCCUCUCCACCUUGUAGAUCUUUUCUCAUUUUGUUACUCAAAACCUGCUUCAUUGUGGCUUAGUAAUAGGCUUGAGGCGCGAGAUCUUUCCUCUGGGCUCAAUCUCUUUUUUUCCCUCGGGGAUGCACAUGGUGAUUGUCGUUGCUUAGGAAGCAGAAAGUGAUUGGUGUAAGUAGUUGUUAGGGAAAAUCUUGUAAAUCUCUCAGAUAGUGGAAAAGUACAUGUGUUGUGAUUUUGUUGAUGUGCGAGCCAGUGAGCUUAGCCAA
Messenger RNA from Syzygium oleosum, 3874 nucleotides. RefSeq names its product sister-chromatid cohesion protein 3. Gene Ontology annotation, biological process: sister chromatid cohesion. The record is from RefSeq and is a predicted model, not a curated record. The transcript is spliced from 22 exons. Gene Ontology annotation, molecular function: chromatin binding. NCBI's taxonomy places the organism in Eukaryota, Viridiplantae, Streptophyta, Magnoliopsida, Myrtales, Myrtaceae. The coding region runs from base 123 to 3524 and encodes 1133 amino acids. Gene Ontology annotation, cellular component: cohesin complex; chromatin; nucleus.